Molecule: messenger RNA, 512 nt
Organism: Ficedula albicollis (Collared flycatcher)
Lineage: Eukaryota; Metazoa; Chordata; Aves; Passeriformes; Muscicapidae
Product: E3 ubiquitin-protein ligase synoviolin
Exons: 4
Coding region: 31-495 (154 amino acids)
Cellular component (GO): cytoplasm
Source: RefSeq, a predicted model, not a curated record
CCCAUUUUUGGUGGUUUCCAGGCCGAGGCCAUGCUGUGCACAGCUCUGGUCAUGGCUGGCAGCCUGGCUCUCACCACGGCCGUGGUUGCCCACGCCUAUUACCUGAAGCACCAGUUCUACCCCACCGUGGUGUACCUCACCAAAUCCAGCCCCAGCAUGGCCGUGCUGUACAUCCAGGCCUUUGUGCUGGUCUUCCUGCUGGGCAAGUUCAUGGGCAAGGUGUUCUUCGGGCAGCUGCGGGCAGCUGAGAUGGAGCACCUCCUGGAGCGCUCGUGGUACGCGGUGACCGAGACCUGCCUGGCCUUCACCGUCUUCAGGGACGACUUCAGCCCGCGCUUCGUCGCCCUCUUCACCCUCCUCCUCUUCCUCAAGUGCUUCCACUGGCUGGCCGAGGACAGGGUGGAUUUUAUGGAGAGGAGCCCAAACAUCUCGUGGCUCUUCCACUUCCGCAUCGUCUGUGAGUGCCCCUCGUUCGUUUGCUCCUCAUUUGCAUAAUUUUGGGGCAGAGCUGG